ACUUUAAAUCACGACAUAUAUGAAAUUCCUUCUGAAUGGAGACCAUUUCUCAUUCAAUAUAAGCAUUUAAAAAAAAUCAUCCAUAAAAUUGAACAUGAUUUGAGUGAAAUUGGAAUGCCUCAAGAAAUCGAGAAAACAAAGUUUAAAGCUGUCUAUGGUUUUAAACUUGAAUAUUCAUUCAAAGAUGAUAAUAAUCAUGUUCGUAUUUGCAUCAAUGUUGAUUUUGAGGGGGGAGAGAGAGAUCAUAAAUGGACUCCUCCUAAAGUUCAAUUAUCCACCUUUAUCCAUCCGACUGAAAGUUCACUUUCUAAAUGUGAAAAUGAUCCCAUAUCUUUAUGUUCAUAUAUCUCAGAUGAUUCUCAAUGUUAUGAUGCAAAAGUUGUUGAUUUUGAUGAUUUUAUGGAGCAUUUACCUAGUCAUAAUGAUGAAUCUGUAAUUCGCAUAGAAGAAGUACUUGAAAAUCUCAAAAAAACACUUUGUGUUGAACGUGAAUUCUUUGACAAUCUUUUGAAAGAAAUAUCCCAAUUGAAUCACCUUCAACAAAUAAAUCAAGAACAAUUCAGUAAUGAAUUUAAAAAAUUAAGAACUUUGUUAAUUGACACGACAUCCCCAUAUAAAAAGGAUUUGUAUGUUUGGCGAGAAAUAUUUAAAAAGUAUAUUCUUGCCGAAAUUUUUAUUGGAAAUAUUGAAAUUGAUAGAAAAGAGAGAGGCUGGGAAUUGGCUCAGAAGAAAUUAAAUAAAUUUAAUGAAGAAUUGAAUAUAUUAAAGUUGUCAAACAAAUUAAAGGAGCCUUCGUCCAAAACCAUUUUGGAAGAAUUCUUAAAGUGGAAACCAAUUCGACUAUGUUGUGGACAUGUAUUUUGCAUUCAAUGCCUCAUCAGUGCUGGACGUAAAGGAAUAAAAAAUUGUCCUAUAUGCCGAGCUGAAAAUGCAAUUUUUAAUGCUGAUUCAAGUAAUUUGGAUGUAUCGUUAAUGAAUUUUUUAAAGCUUUACUUUCCAAGUGAAACAAAACAAAAACAAAAUGAAAAUGAUCGCGAAAGAGCAAUUCAGGAUAUUCAAAUACUUACAGGUCGCAUUUAUCAUUGA
Messenger RNA from Diversispora eburnea, 1086 nucleotides. The record is from the annotation of a GenBank genome assembly. NCBI's taxonomy places the organism in Eukaryota, Fungi, Glomeromycota, Glomeromycetes, Diversisporales, Diversisporaceae.